GUAUGAGUGUCGAGUGGUGCUUGUCUGCUUAGUGAUGGAGAUAUGUGGUCGUGCGUUAAUACUAUCUAAACCAUCACCUAUGUUGUAAUGCUCUUUGACCGGGUUGUUGAUUGACCAAACUGAGCUCAACACAUUUCCUUGUGGGAAACGAGGCAAGGCAGAAAGAGCUGCACGCCGCGGAACGAACACACACACACACACCUGAGAAGAGCAGAAAAACAGAAGAUGGAGGCAGUAAAGAGGUGGAGGUCAGACUGGAGGUAUCCCACCACUCUACUGUGCACCUACGGAUUCUUCAGCACAGUUAAACCCCUGGAGCCUUUCCUCAUCCCAUACAUGACGGGACCAGACAAGAAUCUGACAACACAGCAGGUUAAUAAUCAGAUUUUCCCAGUGUGGACAUACUCCUACCUGUCUGUGCUGGUGCUAGUGUUUCUGCUGACUGACUGGCUACGUUACAAGCCUGUGGUGGUGUUCCAGUGCGUUAUGCUCUUCAUCACCUCCUCACUGCUGCUCUGGACAAAAAGUGUGCCAGCCAUGCAGGCCACGCAGUUCUUCUACGGGGUGGUAACAGCCAGCGAGGUGGCCUAUUUCUCCUACAUUUACAGCGUGGUAGAUCUGAAGAGAUACCGCAAGGCCACCUCUUACAGCCGCAGUGCCCAGCUCCUGGGGUACACAGUGGGCUCGGUGCUGGGCCAGCUCCUUGUCAGCUUCAGCCUCAUGUCCUACAACAGCAUCAUGGUGUUUACUCUGGUUCUUAUCGCUAUUGCUCUCCUUGCUUCAAUCCUCCUGCCAAUGCCAGAUCAGAGCAUGUUCUUUCAUCGCAGACAUACUGGACAAAACAAUUCAGCAGAGGAAGACAGGACUGUGGACGCAACAGAACACACAAGUAGCUCAAUGGUAUCCUUGGAAGAAAUGAGAGAUGAAAAGGUGGAGAAAGGAGGAGAAGCAAAGAAAGAAGAAGCAAAAGGAGUGGGAGAAAAGGAGCCUAAGGCCGAGGACACCGCAGAGACUGUUGGUGCAGAGAGCUGCAGCAAAGUUCUCCUCCGGCUGUGGAGGGACUUCUGCCACUGCUAUUCCUCCAGACAGCUGCUCUAUUGGUCCCUGUGGUGGGCAAUGGCCACCUGUGGCUACAACCAGACUAUCAACUAUGUGCAGGUGCUGUGGGAGCAUGUGCAGCCUUCUCAGAACUUCAGUAUUUACAAUGGAGGAGUAGAAGCGGUGUCCAACUUGUUCGGUGCAGCUACAGCCUAUGGUAUAGGCUUCACUGAGGUGAGAUGGGAACAGUGGGGAGAGCUGGCUCUGGGUGGUUUCUCUGGACUCGGGGCAGCAGCACUCUUCCUCAUGAGCUUCGUCAGCAACAUCUGGGUCUGCUACACUGGUUACGUCAUUUUCAAGAGCCUAUACAUGCUGUUAAUAACAAUAGCCAUGUACCAGAUUGCAGCUGACCUGUCAUUGGACAGAUAUGCACUGGUCUUUGGAAUGAACACCUUUGGCGCGUUGGUUCUACAGACGAUUAUCACUUCCGUUGUGGUUGACAGUGGAGGACUGGGCCUGGCCAUCAUUCCUCAGUUCAUCGUAUAUGCCAGCUACUUCUCAGUCAUCGCCGUUGUUUUUUCACUUCGAGGACUCUUCACCAUUUGGAGAGUACAGAGGAGCAAAACAGAGACGACCCCACCAGACAAAAAUGAAUCUCCAGGCGUUGAUGAGGACAGAUUCUGAAUAUAUGGAAUUUUGCACUGGAAACUGAGAUAAUCACAUGUGCCUUUGAUUCCCAUUGUGGCCACACGCCGGUUUAAAAGCAGAAAAACCUUCAAAUUACUGACUAACACCAUGGAUAUAAAUGGAUUUUUAAAAAAC
Monopterus albus (swamp eel) is the source of this 1860-nucleotide messenger RNA. It is a transcript of the gene slc19a3a, whose product is annotated as solute carrier family 19 member 3a. The record is from RefSeq and is a predicted model, not a curated record. Gene Ontology annotation, cellular component: plasma membrane. The transcript is spliced from 8 exons. The coding region runs from base 226 to 1722 and encodes 498 amino acids. Gene Ontology annotation, biological process: vitamin transport; transmembrane transport. NCBI's taxonomy places the organism in Eukaryota, Metazoa, Chordata, Actinopteri, Synbranchiformes, Synbranchidae. Gene Ontology annotation, molecular function: vitamin transmembrane transporter activity.